Molecule: messenger RNA, 2172 nt
Organism: Arctia plantaginis
Lineage: Eukaryota; Metazoa; Arthropoda; Insecta; Lepidoptera; Erebidae
Source: the annotation of a GenBank genome assembly
AUGGAGUCUCAGCCCGCCAUGGAAAGUAUUCCUACAAAGGAAAAUAAUGAAACGAAAGAAGAACAGGCCUAUAUAGAAAUAGAAAUACCUUAUACUCUCUUUCAGUUUCUUAGCUCAGAGAACUGUAAUGUGCAAAGUGUGUGUAGGAUAUGCCUAUCAACAAAUAAUGAUGUGUUAUAUCCGUUAGUGACUUCAAAGGAAAACAGUUGUUUGAUCGACAUGUUCAUGGCUUUGGUCACCGUACGACCAACACCAGAAGAUGGCCUACCAUCAAGCAUAUGUGAACAAUGUCAGAUGCUUGUGGUGCAGUAUUAUGAUUUCAAGAUCAAGUGCCAGAGGUCAGAAUGUAUGCUUCGGUCAAUCUUGAAAGGAGAAUUUAUCUGUAAGGAGGAGACAGCUGACCAGAGCAACAUGCCUGUAGAAGAAGUAGAUGCAAAUAUAGAUGCUACAAAUGAUAUCAAAAAAGAAGUGGAGCUUGUAGAAGAUGUCCAAUAUUUAGAGGAGUUCAAGGAGGAUCCCGCUGAUAGCAAACUUUGUAUAAUACAAGAAGGUGAAAACAUAAAAAGACGAUCAUUAAAAAAGGCUUUAAAGGGGUCCCUGAAAAAAGUUUUGUCUGUAAAGAAAAGAUUGGAGAAAAACCCAAAGUCAUAUACAUGUAUUCAUUGUUCUAAGGUAUUUGUUAAAGCAAAAACAUUUCACAUUCACAUGAAGAAUAAGCAUAAUAUUAGAAAGGAAAAGCGGCCACACCCCUGUACUCAAUGUAAAGAGUCAUUUGAAUCUGAACAUGACCUGUUUGUGCACUCAGCUUUACAUACUAAGGGUUCUUUGUGGAAAUGCAAUCAAUGUCAGAAGCAAUAUAAGUCCAAGACGACGUUACGUCGCCACCUGCAGCGUCACAUGCUAUUCAAGCCACAUUCGUGUGCGACGUGCCACAAAACGUUCACGGAGCUAUACGCGCUGCGGCGACACGUGCGCGUGCACACGGGCGAGCGUGUCGAGAAAAAGCAUGCGUGUCAUAUCUGUGACAAGAGGUACGCGGAGAGCGGCCUGCUGGCGGCGCACGUGGCGCGUCACGCGGGCGCGCGCCCGUGCGAGUGCGCCGCGUGCCACAAGCGCUUCCCCUCGCCGCGCCUGCUGGCCUCGCACAUGCUCGUGCACACCGACGCCAAGCCCUACGCCUGCGACUACUGCGACAAACGGUUCCGGCACGAAUCGACUCGAAACAUCCAUCAUCGCACACACACUGGCGAGAAACCAUACGUCUGUUCCGUCUGCGGAAAGAACUUCAUACAGAACUCUAACCUAACUUUACACAUGCGAACUCAUACAGGUGAACGUCCAUAUGCGUGUAACAUGUGCGAGCGCAAGUUCACAUCGGGCUCAUCGCUCAAGAGCCAUCAACGAAUCCACACUGGGGAGCGACCUUACAGCUGUAAGAUUUGUGGGAAAAGAUUCGCAAGAAUGAACUUGGGAGCGCACAUGCGCCAGCACACCGGUGAACGUCCUUUUGCAUGUAGCGCAUGUCCUAAGAAGUUUGUAAACGCUUCGCGACUGCGAGACCAUUGUCGAAUACACACAGGUGAAAAACCAUACGAAUGUGAAUAUUGCACCUCCACAUUUGCCACAAAAUCGCAAUUAGUCAAACAUAUGAAAUCACAUAACCCACCAAAGAAGAAAAAUAACUCUAAACGUGAACUAGUCGUAACGCAACAAGUUCCCUCGGCUAAAGCUGACAACGUUGUCAAGGAAAACGGAGAAUUGUUCACUGUUACUGAGGACACCGCAAUGGUUGACCAAAGCAAUAUUGCUAAGAAAAUAACUUUAGAUGUUGAAGUCCCAUUAGAAGUGACUGGCGAGUUAAUUCUUCAAGAUGAUAGCGACAUUAAAGCUGAAUUGUUGGUUGUAAAUAAUAGCGGAAAUAAUUACCCAAUAAGUAACAAUGACAUUUGUUUGAAUCCUGGUAAUAUAAAUAUAAUAAAUGGUGAAGUGAAUUAUGGGAGUGAUAUGAAUCUAGUGACAGUGAACGAAGACGGCGUCAGUAUCUCUGCGUCUGCCCUCGAAGGGACCACGGUGAAAUUGUACCAGCUCGACCAAAGUUUACUACAAAUACACAGUUCUGGCGGUCAACUUACUAUUAGUAAAAUUACUAGUAAAAUGACUGCGAAUUUUUAA